Serendipita indica DSM 11827 is the source of this 1602-nucleotide messenger RNA. Lineage: Eukaryota; Fungi; Basidiomycota; Agaricomycetes; Sebacinales; Serendipitaceae. The record is from the annotation of a GenBank genome assembly.
AUGCCACCUAAAUCUAUCUUUCGCCAGCCAGGGGCAAGAAACUUUCAGCUUGUGCAUCGUUCACAACGAGAUCCUUUGAUCCAUGAUCCCGAGGCGAGCACCCAUGUUCUAAAGGAGUUUGAGAGAAAAAACGCCAAAGGAAAAGGAGUACCUCAGGAUCAAGAUACCGAUUCACAAACAGGUGCCCAGAGAGCACCUGGCGAAGCCGCUCUAUAUGGCAUUUACUACGACGACAGGGAAUACGACUACACCCAGCACUUGCGAACGGUCGGUGUAGAAGAACGAGGUGUCGACAGUAUCCUGAUUGAAGCUCCCUUACGCCCGGAGCGUAGAGGCAAGAAAAAUGCAGUAUUCGAUCUUAUCCCAAAGGAGGCACUGCCGUCAGAGAAGGAAAUUGCGCCCAACUACGAGUCACAGCAGGCGAUACCCAGUGCUUUGACAGGCUUUCAGCCCGAUAUGGACCCACACCUUCGACAAACACUCGAGGCAUUGGAUGACGAAGCCUUUGUGGAUGAAGGCCUUGAAGAUGACUUCUUUGGCCAGCUGCUGGCAGAUGGAGAACGAGAGGAGGACGAAGUGGUCGAAUACGAAUUUCACGAGGACGGUCUCAUAGAUGCGAGUUCCAAAGAGGUAGAGGCUCAGGAUCCCGAAGAUUGGCAAAACCGGUUUGCCAAAUUCAAAUUAGAACAAAAAUCUCGCAUAGACAAUGGCUCUGUUAUGGACGGGGCCUCCGAAGGCGGCGAUACUCUGGCUCGACUGCCCUCCCUAUCAGUCGCUGGGGCAAAGAAGCGACGAAGAAAGGGGACGUCAGAUGCCUCUGGAUACAGCAUGAGUAGCUCUUCGAUGUUUAGAAACGAAGGAUUGACCCGCUUGGACGAGCAAUUCGAAAGAUUCGAGGCAGAAUACGAGCUCAAUGAGGAAGAAGAAGCUUUCAUCUCGGAUGGAGAUUCGGACUCAGACUCAGAUAGUGCGCCCGAUCUAAUCACUACUCGCGAGGACUUUGAGGCCGUUCUGGACGAGUUCCUGGCACAAGAGCAGGUGGGGAAAAAGUUGCAGCCUAGAUUAGAGGGAGGCACUCCUCAAGAGAAGCUCAAUACACUGCGUCGUGCAUUGGUCGGAGAGGACGAUCGGGAACUGGAACUAAAACGUCGACAGGCUCUUCUCGAUCGUGAGGAUCGAGAUGACCGACCGAUGCCGAUGCCGGUUGAUAUUGAUCAACAAAAGGAGCGCUGGGACUGCGAAACGAUUCUCAGUACAUAUUCCAAUCUUGAGAAUCAUCCUCGAUUCAUCAAGCUCACACAGUCGAAGAAUGUCAAAAGAAUUCGCCUCGAUGCAAAGACAGGGCUUCCAACUCUCGAAGAGACAAAGAUAGACGAGGAAAGUGAAGCAAGCUCCGAUGAGGAACUACCAAUGAAAGUAACAACAACGAGACCCAAGAACGAGAGCGCUGAAGAAAAGAAGGCCCGAAAACAGGCUGUCAAGCAGGAGCGCCAGGAAAGAAGAAAGGAGAAACAGAGCACCAAGGAUACCUUUUCAAACGAGCGAAAACAGCAAAAGAAGGCACUAUCGACACGAGAAAAGGGUGGCGUGCGAAAGUUGUGA